AGUGUAAUGUUCAAGUUCAGAAAUGCCUUAUGUGGAUCGUCAGAAUCGCAUUUGUGGUUUUCUCGACAUUGAAGAAAAUGAAAACAGUGGAAAAUUUCUUCGGAGGUACUUCAUUCUGGAUACCAGAGAAGAUAGUUUUGUGUGGUACAUGGAUAAUCCACAGAACCUACCUUCUGGAUCAUCCCGAGUUGGAGCCAUUAAACUCACCUACAUUUCAAAGGUUAGCGAUGCAACUAAGCUAAGGCCAAAGGCAGAAUUCUGUUUUGUUAUGAAUGCAGGGAUGAGGAAGUACUUCCUACAAGCCAAUGAUCAACAGGACCUCAUAGAAUGGGUAAAUGUGUUGAACAAAGCUAUAAAAAUUACAGUACCAAAGCAGUCUGACUUGCAGCCUCCAUCUGAUGUUCUAAGUCGCCAGGGUGACUGUGCGAGUGCCAAGAAGCAAGUGUCGUACAGAACUGACAUCGUGGGUGGUGUCCCCAUCAUUACGCCGACUCAGAAAGAAGAAGUCAAUGAAUGUGGUGAAAGUGUGGACAGAAAUCUGAAACGGUCACAAAGCCAUCUUCCUCAUGCCACUCCUAAGCCACCUCCAGACAGCGCAGUUAUCAAAGCUGGGUAUUGUGUUAAGCAAGGAGCUGUGAUGAGAAACUGGAAGAGAAGAUACUUUCAAUUGGAUGAAAACACAAUAGGCUACUUCAAAUCGGAACUGGAGAAGGAACCUCUCCGUGUAAUACCGCUUAAAGAGGUUCAUAAAGUCCAGGAAUGUAAGCAAAGUGACAUUAUGAUGAGGGACAACCUCUUUGAAAUUGUCACGACGUCUCGAACUUUCUACGUGCAGGCUGACAGCCCUGAGGAGAUGCACAGUUGGAUUAAAGCCGUGUCUGGAGCCAUCGUCGCACAGCGGGGACCCGGCCGGUCAGCAGCGUCUGUGCGGCAGGCCAGAAGGCUGUCGAACCCUUGUAUUCAGAGGUACACAUCCAGCACGAGUGAACGCAGCACGCACGUGGGCGCUCAGGCAAACGUGCCUUCUUACUAGAGGGCCGGACUCACUCACUGCUCACAACCCGUCCUGUCAAGAGCAUUCCACCUGCCCUGCAGAGUCCACACAUGCUCUCCGGCCCCCCCGUGCCUCCUCCGCAGCCCCCUCACAUUCCACGGCCACUCGCAGCAGCUCUCUGGUCUCAAGCUUUGCCGUGGAGAAACGAGGAAUUUACGAGUCUCUUGCCAAGGUCAAGCCAGGGAACUUCAAGAUGCAGACUGUCUCUCCAAGAGAACCAGCUUCCAAAGUGACUGAGCAUGCUCUGUUGAACCCUCCCAGUAAAAACGGUCCUCAGGAAAAAGAUGGCGGCCCCGUGGACUUGGAUGAUGCAAGCCUCCCAGUCAGCGACGUGUGAAGAUGGAAUCGUGGCGCCUGCCUGCCUCAUCCGUCCCUUCGUUCCCUCUAUGGAGGCUUCUCGCCAAAGAUGCUAAAGGGUGAAAUGGUUUUUAAUGCACAUGUUAUACUGCCUCUUAAAUGCUCUCUAUCUAAGUUGAUCAAUCAAGACUCUUAGGGAGUGGCCAAA
Messenger RNA from Chrysochloris asiatica (Cape golden mole), 1559 nucleotides. RefSeq names its product pleckstrin homology domain containing, family A (phosphoinositide binding specific) member 1 (gene PLEKHA1). The record is from RefSeq and is a predicted model, not a curated record. The coding region runs from base 23 to 1033 and encodes 336 amino acids. Gene Ontology annotation, molecular function: PDZ domain binding. Gene Ontology annotation, cellular component: cytoplasm; membrane. NCBI's taxonomy places the organism in Eukaryota, Metazoa, Chordata, Mammalia, Afrosoricida, Chrysochloridae. The transcript is spliced from 12 exons.